Molecule: messenger RNA, 1053 nt
Organism: Tetrahymena thermophila SB210
Lineage: Eukaryota; Ciliophora; Oligohymenophorea; Hymenostomatida; Tetrahymenidae
Exons: 3
Source: RefSeq, a predicted model, not a curated record
AUGGAUGAAAUUUAUUUGCUAAUAUAUUUUAGUUUUAGUUUUUCUUGGAAAUAAUUUUACACAUUAAAAUUAUAAUUUAUUUUGGAUUAAAAUAAAAGUGAUUAUUGCCAUUCAUUAUUCAUAAAUUUUCCGUACACAGUGACAUAUUUUUAAUAUAUAUAAAUUAAUUAAGAAAAUAUUAUAUUUUUAUAAUAAUUAUUAAGUAAACACCUCUAAAAAUAGAAACCUUAGAUUAAAAAUGAACAAAUAAAAGAUAUGGAAGCUAAACAUGUAAGAUAUUAGCAAUAAAACAACCAUAGAGAUAAGACGUAACAUUUAGAGACUAUACAAAGAAGUGAAUUUAUUUUUCACGAUGGCCUAAAAUUUUUAUUUAUUGUUUAUCUUUUCCAGGGCGUUGAUUAUAAAUAUAUAAUGCAAUAGUAUGGAAUCUCCAAAGCUCAUUUUUAUCGUAUGAUAAAAAAUCCAGAACCAAAAAAAUAGGGCAGGAGAUAAAAAUACGAUGAUGAGCACAGGAAAGCUAUUUAUGAUGAAUGUAAAAAUAUAAAUGGGAUUGAUGUACCUGUCAAAAGGAAUAUUUUUAUGUAAGUAAUAAAGUAGAUGGAGAAUAAGAGACAAAUACCAAAAGCAAGUAAUCAUGUAAAGUAUCCUGAGUAUAACAAAUACUUGGAAAAUUAAAGGACUAUAAUACAAGAAGAAUAUAAUUUAAAUUACUAGUAAUACAGCCAUUAAAAUUAUUCUAAUCACCCAACAAAUUCAUCAAAAUCGAUCGACUUCGAAAUAAAGAGUUUUUCUUUUGAGUGUAGGUAUACAUUUUUUGAUCUAUAUUAAUAAGAUGAUCUCUCGAGUAAUCAAAGUUUAAAAAAGUAAAUUUUAACUAUAAAUUCUAAAACUUAAAUUUAUUUUAUAUAUUUAAAAGGCUUUUAAUUGAAUGAAAAUAAAUAGAAAAUUAAUUAUCUUGUUUAAUCGAUUCAUUUUUUUAUGUUUAGUUUCAUUAAAAUUUUGAUAAAAUUUGUUGAAAAAAUAUCUUUAAUUUUGAGUAAUCAUUUUUUGUGA